Messenger RNA from Hypoxylon trugodes, 725 nucleotides. RefSeq lists its product as uncharacterized. Bases 94 to 276 code for a protein of 60 amino acids. Gene Ontology annotation, biological process: mitochondrial respiratory chain complex I assembly. NCBI's taxonomy places the organism in Eukaryota, Fungi, Ascomycota, Sordariomycetes, Xylariales, Hypoxylaceae. The transcript has 4 exons. Gene Ontology annotation, cellular component: mitochondrion. The record is from RefSeq and is a predicted model, not a curated record.
AGGAAACACGGUUAAAACUUGACGAAACUUCCAAAUUGCUCGAGAUCAACCGUUGACCUUCUUCCAUACAGUUCUCAAUAACAACUUGAAACAAUGCCACCACGCCAGCGGCCAAUUCAGAAGUUCGCCGCAGCAGUUUCACAAUGUUCUGCUGAGGCAUCGGUAUAUGGAAAAUGCAUAGUCGCAGAUUAUAAUUCAGUCCAUAAAGACAAAUGCACCAAUGAAUUUCUCAGGUUAAAAGACUGUUUUCUGAAAGCGUCCAGACAAGCUCGAUGAGAUAGAAGGAUACCACCAUCCAUACCUUGGCGCCCAUGAAUAUCAUACGAAAGCAGCACCAUCACGAUACUUUGGAUGUAUGACUUAAUGACUCAAUAUUAAAUAGAGCUUGCUAUCUAAAUAUUUUACCAAUUCCUAAGCGUCUAACAAUUCCUUUAGCACCGUCUUCAUUGUCAAGCUUUGAGAUCAUCUAUUAAUUUUCGACAUUACAUGGCGAUGGCUUUUCUUCUAUUCCUAUACGGAUGAUAUUUUUAAAAUACGCACUUACCACCUACCCACCUAGGAUAGGUACAAAAGGAGUGUUAUCGGCGUCGAGUGCCCACUGAUAGGUGGGAUAAGCUCCACGCUACAGCACUACGGCGUAAGGGAUACCGGGGGUAAGGGGGGGGGGGGACCCUCAGCUGAGGAUUACAACUGAACCCCCGUAAAUAAACAUUCCGAUCCCCGGA